CGGCCUUUCAGAAGCUUUGUGUGGACCUGCAUGCGAUGACGGAAUCUGAAAGCGACAAGAGUGAGUGAUCAGAAAGCAUAGCCAAUUCCGACACUGCAAAAGGCUGUGAGGUAUUAUCCCAGCUCAUGACUCCACCAAGUCGGUCCCAUCGCCAAUUUCGCUGAGAUCGAUGGUCCACGAAAUCGCCUUGUCUUCCCUCGCCUGAGUGGCUCCAAGUCCAUAUCAAAUCCCACAAAGACUGACAAGCUUUGGAAAAGAACGGAGGAAAGAUGCCUCUACCUUCCUCAUCACCUUCCUCUUCCCAGAAUUCGAAGCACAAACAGUCGACCCUCGCGAGCUUUUUUACCAAGAAGUCACAGCCCCUUCAACACGGUUCGGCCAACAACGUCGAUCGACAGACGAAGCCUACGGGCAAUGGUCCGGAGGGCACGACACCCUCUCGAAAAACACGAACUCGGCAGGAUAUUUUGACACAUGACAAGAAUGAUGAUAACGAGGACGAGGAUGAUAUAGUGGCACCGGCUCCAAAACGAAGUAGGCUGAACGGGUCUCAUUCUCAAGGGAAUGGCCAGCAGAAAGGCCCCUUGGUCGUGGAAGAACAUGUUCAUAUGUUGCAGAGUAGCCAGCGGACGGAUCUCUCCAAAUUCGCUAGCUCACCCGCCUCUACACCAGGAACCGGGAGACAUCAAACCCUGAACUCUGCGGAAGCAAAACCGAGGCAGAAAGAACUAGAUGACUUACAUCAGAGAUUUGUGCGCCGGCUGGGUGGUGCAGAUUGUUUGAUAGGCAUUAACAGGCAUUCUGCCCCUACGGCUGAUGCUCUUUCUGCCGAGGACCUUGCUGAAGGGGAGGAAGAUGAGGAUCCAGCGCCCCCUCCUCCUUCUAAAGGCAAAUCUGCUGGCAAGAAGGGUGCUAGUAAGCUUACACCGCUGGAGAGACAGGUUAUCGACAUAAAGCGUAAGCAUAGGGAUGCUGUCCUGGUGGUGGAGGUCGGCUACAAGUUUCGGUUCUUCGGUGAGGACGCAAGGAUCGCGGCCAAAGAGUUGUCAAUCGUUUGCAUUCCGGGAAAGCUUCGAUUUGACGAGCAUCCUUCAGAGGCACACCUCGAUCGAUUUGCGUCUGCCAGCAUACCUGUCCAUCGACUACAUGUGCAUGUCAAGCGAUUGGUUGCUGCUGGCCAUAAGGUUGGGAUUGUGAGACAGGUUGAAACGGCCGCGUUGAAAGCGGCCGGCGACAACCGCAACGCGCCGUUUGAGCGUAAACUCACAAGCUUGUACACGAAAGGUACCUACAUCGACGAUGUUGAUGGUCUAGAAGGACCUAUGCCUGCAGCAUCUGGUGGUGCUUCUCCCGCAACAGGAUAUCUGCUUUGCAUCACUGAGACAAAUGCACAAGGUUGGGGUAAUGAUGAGAAGGUCCAGGUGGGCAUUGUCGCUGUGCAGCCUGCUACAGGAGACAUAAUCUAUGAUGACUUUGAAGACGGGUUCAUGAGGACGGAAAUCGAAACCAGGUUACUCCAUAUCGCACCAUGUGAGUUGUUGAUUGUGGGAGACUUGUCCAAAGCUACAGAGAAGCUGGUUCAGCAUUUGUCGGGUAGCAAGUUGAAUGUCUUUGGUGAUAAGACCCGUGUGGAACGGGCUCCCAAAUCGAAGACCGCGGCAGCCGAGUCUCACAGUCAUGUCUCGAGCUUCUAUGCUGGAAAGAUCAAGGCAGCUAAUGCUGAAGACGAUGCGCAGGCGAGUAGCCUGCUUCAGAAGGUGGUGAAUCUACCCGAGCAGAUCACUAUCUGCUUGUCCGCUAUGAUAACCCAUAUGAAAGAGUACGGCCUGGAGUACGUUUUCCAGCUAACGAAAUACUUUCAACAUUUCUCUUCACGAUCGCAUAUGCUCCUCAAUGGGAACACCCUUAUGAGUCUGGAGAUUUACCAGAAUCAGACUGACCAUACUACGAAAGGCAGUCUCUUCUGGACACUUGAUCGAACACAGACCCGUUUUGGGCAAAGAUUGCUUCGGAAGUGGGUCGGGCGCCCUUUGCUGGACAAAGCGACCCUUGAAGCAAGGGUCAACGCUGUUGAAGAGCUGCAAAGCGCGGGAAGGACUGUCAUAGUCGAGCGACUUAAGAGUCUGUUUGCAAAGAUCAAAAGUGACUUGGAGAAAAGCUUAAUUAGGAUAUUCUAUGGGAAGUGCACUCGUCCUGAGCUCCUCACUGUACUCCAAACAAUGCAAAUGAUUGCGCAGGAGUUUGCGGAUAUCAAAAGCCCCGCAGAUGCUGGAUUUGACUCGCCUGAGAUAAAUGAAGCUAUCGCCUCUCUUCCUACAAUCCUGGAUGAUGUUGUAUCAUUUUUGGACAAGAUCAACAUGCACGCAGCAAGAAAUGAUGAUAAGUAUGCAUUUUUUCGGGAGGCUGAAGAAACCGAUGACAUUAGUGACCACAAAUUGGGAAUCGCAAGCGUUGAGCAUGAUUUACAAGAACACCGCAUCGUAGCCGGUGAAAAGCUCGGCAAGAAGACAGUGGAGUAUAAGUCUGUUGCGGGCAUUGACUAUCUUAUCGAAGUUGAAAAUAGUUCACCCUUCAUCAAGAAGGUACCUGCAUCAUGGGCGAAAAUCAGCGGCACUAAAAAAGUGUCGCGGUUCCACACACCCGAGGUUAUUCAACUUAUUCGACAACGAGACCAGCACAAAGAGGCGCUGGCUGCGGCUUGCGAUAGGGCCUUCCGUGCCCUUCUUGCAGAGAUAGCCGCCAAAUAUCAAAGCUUUCGUGACUGUCUACAAUCUUUAGCCACACUGGAUUGCUUGAUAUCCCUUGCUACCAUCGCGGGCCAACCUGGAUAUGUGAAGCCUCAAUAUACUGAAACCACGUGCAUCACGGUCGAGCAAGGUCGCCAUCCUAUGGUUGAGCAGUUACUGCUGGACAGCUACGUGCCGAAUGAUAUCAAAUUGGAGAGCGAGAAGACCCGCGCGCUCCUAGUGACUGGUCCCAACAUGGGCGGUAAGUCCAGCUAUGUACGUCAGGUUGCCCUGAUUGCCAUUAUGGGACAGAUUGGGUCAUAUGUGCCUGCGGUGUCUGCAAAGCUUGGAAUGCUUGACGCCGUGUUUACUCGCAUGGGAGCUUUUGAUAAUAUGCUAGCAGGAGAGUCCACCUUCAUGGUUGAGCUCUCCGAGACGGCGGAUAUACUCAAGCAAGCGACCCCUCGAUCGCUCGUCAUACUCGAUGAACUAGGCCGGGGAACGUCAACUCAUGACGGUGUCGCAAUUGCCCAAGCGGUUUUGGACUAUAUGGUUCGGUCUAUCAAAAGUCUCACGUUGUUCAUCACACACUACCAACACCUCUCAGGACUCGCCCAGUCGUUCCCGGCCAAUGAAUUAAGAAACGUGCACAUGCACUUCACCGAAUCAGGGACCGGCCAGGAUGAGGAGAUCACAUUCCUGUACGAAGUGCGGGAAGGAGUUGCGCAUCGAAGUUAUGGACUCAAUGUGGCGCGAUUGGCCAACCUUCCUGGUCCGCUCUUAGAGCAAGCGCGCCAGAAGAGUAAGGAGCUUGAGCAGAAGAUCCGUUGCAGGAAAGUGGCAGGUCUUGUGUCGGCAGUUGAAAGGGUAGUGGGGGAUUUCAAUGGUGGCGACGAGGGCUUGAUGGACCGGCUUAUGAGCAGCGCGGAGCAGCUGUAGUUGACAUCACUUAGCGUUGUUUUAGCACUCUGCUCAUGACCCUUGAUGCAGGGAGCGCUGGAAAAUUGGCAGAUAACGGUCAUUAUGUACAAACUUAACAA
Messenger RNA from Aspergillus saccharolyticus JOP 1030-1, 3766 nucleotides. RefSeq names its product mismatch repair protein MSH3 (gene msh3). The transcript has 3 exons. NCBI's taxonomy places the organism in Eukaryota, Fungi, Ascomycota, Eurotiomycetes, Eurotiales, Aspergillaceae. Gene Ontology annotation, cellular component: nucleus. The record is from RefSeq and is a predicted model, not a curated record. Bases 270 to 3665 code for a protein of 1131 amino acids. Gene Ontology annotation, biological process: mismatch repair; mitotic recombination. Gene Ontology annotation, molecular function: ATP-dependent DNA damage sensor activity; ATP binding; mismatched DNA binding.